GGCGACGCCCUCCUGUGCGAAAGCGAACUAGCGCCGCUAGCGCGCGAUGGCCGGAUGGCUCGGUCAUGUCGUGCGAACGUUGGUCGUACGCAGAGCAGAUAAGUUCUCCCGAAAAUUCUACUGCACGUAGCCCGUCCUAGCUUGUCCUGUAUCAAAACUCAGCGAAAUGAGGAACCCUCUCUGAGCGCCACGCGCGACCGUCCCUCUGGGUAAAAAAAUGCACGGAAAUCGACGUUUUCGCCUGCAUGCGCCCGCGUACUACGGUCCUACGGCCCCACCUUCCGAAGCCAACUGACAAUACUCAAGUAUGUGGCGCCUGUGCGAAUCGAUGCUGGCGGGCGGACGGUGCGACACGCAAAGUAGCGAUCUGCUGACCGAGAGAGCAUCAUUGUUUUCGGUACCCAUGGCAGCGAUUGUAGGAAUCAAACACUAGCUUGACAAGGCGCAAAUGGCGACCCGCGAGUGGAAACUCCGGCAAACGGUCGAGUCGCACGCUGGCGACGUGACGGGCUGCGACUUUUCGGGCACCACUUUGGCCACCUGCUCGAAUGACAAGACGGUGCGACUGUGGCUCUACGAGGCGGGCUCCUUCGCAGAGUCGUCCGCGUCUCCUCUGGUCGGUCACAAGUACGGCGUGAACGCGGUGCAGUUCUCGCCGCUGGGUACGGCACUCGCGUCGUGCUCUAUCGAUGGGAGCGUGUUCAUAUGGAACGUUCAGAGCGGCGAGGUGCUGGGCCAGCUGCAGCAUCCGAGUGAGGCGGCACUACGCUGCUGCAGCUUUUCGCCCUCGGGUGCAUUGCUGGCCACCGGAGGAGACGACGAGACGCUGGUGUUGUGGGACGUGGCCACACGCUCGCUGGUACGAUCUCUCGGUGGCCACGGGGCUCUGGUCACCGCAUGCAGCUUCUCCCCCGACGGUGCGCUGCUGGCUUCCGCAUCGUCGGCCGGAGAUCUACGUCUCUGGGAUGCGCGCUACGGUCACGGCAGCUGCCUGCUGACACGAUCCGAGGCUCACGACCUGGGCGCCACCGGCUGCCACUUCAGCCCCCAGUUCGAGGCCAGUCUUGCGCAGGGCACGCUCGAGAGCAGCUACCUGCUCGCGUCCUGCGGCAACGAUGACCUCGUGCGCGUGUGGCAGGUGCGCAUGGCGCACCGCUGUAGCCUCUGGUCCCAGUGGGUGUUCGAGGGCCACUCGGGAAACGUUAUGUGCUGCCGCUUUGCACCUGGCGGUCAAAUGCUAGCUUCCAGUGCCGGUGACAAGACCACCAUACUGUGGGAUGUGGGCACUGGAGAGCAGCUGCAGCGGCUGACCAAGCAUACUCGCUACGUGCCCUGCUGUGCCUUUUCAAGCGACGGCGAAUUCCUGGCCACGGGCUCCAACGAUCGUACCGUGGUUAUUUGGACUCAAGUUGAGAGCACCACGCAGGAGGAAGGGCAGGGAGAGAAACCGAAGCCCCUGCCACCGCAGCAGCAGCCACCGCCGCCCAAGGAGGGCGUCGGGGUGGCCGCGGUGGGCCGCUGGUCGGUGAACCAAGUGGGCGAAUGGCUGGAGGGCCUGGGCCUUGGACAGCACCGGGCCACCUUUGAGGAGCACGCCAUCGAUGGCCAGGAGCUGCUGCACCUGACCCAUGAGGGGCUGAGCAAUGCCCUGCAUGUGGACGCCCUGGGCACACGUGCCCGCCUGCUGCGCGAGGUGCAGGCCUUGAAGCACCCCCUGUGGCGGCACUUGCCUCCUGCUGGGGAGGACGACGCUGCCCUGCCCGAGGAGCUCUUCUGCCCCAUCACCCAGGAGCCCAUGCGCGAUCCCGUUGUGGCUGCAGAUGGUUACAGUUACGAGCGGACGGCCAUCAUCCGCUGGCUGGAGAGUGGGAAGGACACCAGUCCCAUGACGAAUGAGCCCCUGGAGCACACCAUGGUGCUGCCGAACCGCACCCUGCAAUUGCUCAUCCAGAAGUACCUGCGCUAGAGGCAUGCCUGAGUGGCGUCCACAGGCAUCGCCUGCAUGCGCCUGGGUAACCUUGCACUGGGUGUGUGCUUCACUUGACGUGGUAGGUAACAGGGAAGCACUGUGGAACUCUGCUCUGUGAUGCGAGGUUAAGCACAGGAUCUGGAGAUCUUAGCUGCACAGUUCAGCGUACUCACUCUCACUAAUUUCACAUUUGUGGGCAUGAGUGAUUGAUGCUGAUGGACUUGGGUGUGAGUGUGAAUGAUAGUUAGGAUGAGUGUAUACAUGAGUGCAAGGGAAUGUGAGCAUGAAUGUGAACAUUAAUUUGAGCAUGAAUGUGAGUGCCAAUAAGGGUUAGCAGAAGUACAUGUGCAAAUGUGAGUGUCAAUCAGCAUGAGGGGGCGCAAGCAGGAGUGCAAUCUUGUGGCAAUGAGCUUGAGUCGUUGCACUAUCCAGAAAAAAAAAGGACAGCUUUGAUGAGUAAGUGUCCACUUAUUCUGCUGACUCAUGACUACGGGUCAUGCGCCCGGCUGCCCGGCUGUAUGAUCUCCAAGUCUUGUGUUCAGUUUCACAUCAGAGCUCAGUGUUCCGCUGUGUCUCGGCAUGAAAUGUAUCUACUGCAACACAUAACGGGGAAGUGCAUUUAUGCCAUAUAGCGUUUGAAUUUCAUCGCUUCGCUGCUCCUGUUUCCCACCAAUGUCUAGUAUACCAACAUCAGAGUGCUGUUGCUAUGUGGCCCAGAUCUUUAGUUGUGAUAUGUACAACUUUCCUCGUAGGACCAAAUACCCAUAGCUUUGUUCAAAGAAGAUAGGCCUACACAGCACUGUAAGAGAAUGCAGGCAUUAGAACAAUAGGAUCGCUGUGCGACAGCAUUUACGCCACCAUUCCUGCGUGAAAUUGCACCACCUUCUUGUGAAGCCACCCCCCUCUCCCUCACUUGUUCGCUCCUUGCACCGAUUUCGAGAGCUGAACGCAAUUGUUAUUCCAGCAGUGGUAAUUAUGAGACCUCUGCAAACUCUGCAAUAGAUUGCAGUUUUGGCAGCUGACACCGGGGACGAAGGGAAGCUUCAAACUAGGAAUGAGUCAUAAGAUACUUAAUGUAAGCCUAAUUAAACCACACCUGGUGGAACAAGGGAGUCAUUACGCAUAAAACUGAAAUGGUUCGACUAAUGCUGCAAUGAACAGAAGAACUUUAAAAAACACUGAAGUGGUAUAAAUGGCCUUUGAUGGAUCGAGGAAUCACGUUUCUAAAAUACCAGAAACAUCAGUAUUACUGCAGAUUGAGGCUUGGUUAGCCAGAAAAGGUACGAAAACGAAGGAAGGGCUAGACGUUUUUGUGCUAGCUCUUCAUGAUGUAAAAAAGUUUGGGGAGUGUGUUUAGGUCUAAUUAAUAAUUUAUCAAUGAACUAGGAUAACAUGGUGUUCUCAGCAACCAGAAGCUCAACCUAGAAGUAUUGCUAACUUUUUCUAAACUGCAACUGCCCAAAAACUGUACUUUGAAAUCCACGACAUUCUGCCUUAGUGGUGCUGCUGCAUUUGGGAAUGUGAGUGCCGAGGUGGAAAGGUUGCCACUAACAUUCCGUGCUAAUGGCUUACCUUUUUACAGGAUAAAUGCAAAUUACGUGUUGAAAAACACCUCACAAGAUUACACUACAUUUGUGCCACUCUUUACUGUCAUUUUGAACAAAGAAUCGUGUGCCUCAUUUCAUGUUCAAAGUGAUACAUGGCUGUGAAGCUCACAGACAAGCGUUUAUUUCGUCAUGGCUUAGCAAAAGUAUCAAUGUGAUAUAAUUGUUCCUUCUUGCCUUCCAGUUUCUUUCACCAUUCAGACAAAAUCCUGCUGUAAACCACUUCAUCAUUACUAGGUUCUCUGCUUUGGGGUUAUGACUAGGCUUGUAUGAAUGGUACAUUUUAGGUUCGAAGCGAAUUCGAAGCGAAUAGUGAUUUGGUAGAAUAAUUUCGGAUCGAAUUCGAACAGAAUACGGCACAUAUUAUAAAGAAACAUGAGUAUAUUUGUCAUGACCCAACUAACCUGCACAAAAUUUUUUUUUAAGUGAAACAAGACUAGUUAGUUGGUUCAUUUGGUUUUUAUGGCACAAAAGCAGCUAAUGCUAUGAUGUGCCAGUCACAAGGUGUUGAGCAAUGAACAGUGAAAUGAUGCAAACAAGGCAUGUGCAAAUGUCAUUCUUUUUGGUUCAAAGGAAGUGGAAGCAACUUUGAAUAGUAGCAAGAUUUGACUUUCGGUAGAACGCAAGUGAUAACCUGUAAAAUAUGUUACGUUUUAAAAUUUACUAUGCUUAGAGCAUAUAAGCCGGUAUAACAAGCUUUUAAACCUAAAAAAUUAUCAAUGUGAGGGUAAUAUGUUCAUUUAACCUUGAAGUGGGGCUUCGCGGCAAUGCGGAUUUUCUCUGGAAAGGUAUACUCACGGCAUAGCACCCCUCCACUGCAGCGAAACCACCUUUACAGGGGGGCAGGGGGGGGGGGUUACAUGCAGACAAUAUACACCUAUUCGUUCAUUUCGAAUACUUAGAAAUUUCCAAUAAUUUAAAUUCGAAUCGAAGCGAAUUCAAAUACUGUAAUAUUUGUUAUUCGCACAAGCCUAGUUAUGACGACUAGUAGAGCUGUAGUUGUGGCUAGUUGGUUACAAAUUUUGAUUGCAAUGCAUUUCCGAGCAGCAAAAACAAGGGGAAAGGACACUGGCAUCACAGAGACGAGUGGUUGUCCGCACAUAUUAUGUGCAUCUUUUCUUUUUAGUGUUCUUUUUGCUCGGUAGUGUGUUUCGAUCGAUGACGUGAUGACGGCGAAGUCCUUAUGAGCCAAAUUUACCCCCUUACCAUCUGAUUUGAUUCUGUGGUAGGGGCUGAGAAGUGACAUUGUCACAGUCCAGCCAUUUAUACGUAUGCAGUAAGCAACAGUUAUUUAGGUAAGCAGUAAAUGCAUUACAUUUAUAGGCAGAUAAAUUUAGAGAAUGUUCCCUUGACUAUGUAAAGCAGUGUUAUGGAUUAAACGGGUAAGUUUUAGCGGUUCUGCUAUAACAAAGCCUUUCGUAUGCUGACAGGGACAUGGCUGGAAUGGGUGUAACGUGGCGGGCACGGAAGCGUGUUGCAACUACUCUUGUGUCCUCUGCUUGCCCUCAAAUAAAGUUCUUUUCCUCACCACGUG
Rhipicephalus sanguineus (brown dog tick) is the source of this 5107-nucleotide messenger RNA. RefSeq names its product WD repeat, SAM and U-box domain-containing protein 1. The coding region runs from base 449 to 1966 and encodes 505 amino acids. Gene Ontology annotation, biological process: protein ubiquitination. Gene Ontology annotation, molecular function: ubiquitin-protein transferase activity; protein binding. The record is from RefSeq and is a predicted model, not a curated record. Lineage: Eukaryota; Metazoa; Arthropoda; Arachnida; Ixodida; Ixodidae. The transcript has 6 exons.